Molecule: messenger RNA, 1171 nt
Organism: Oryza sativa Japonica Group (Japanese rice)
Lineage: Eukaryota; Viridiplantae; Streptophyta; Magnoliopsida; Poales; Poaceae
Source: RefSeq, a predicted model, not a curated record
UGGGUAGUAUGGGUUGCUCGAUCUUUCUAUAAAUAAUAACGCUACUCAGUACUCACCCAUCACAAGCACCCACACCAACCAAAGAUGAGCAACACCACCAUGGCUAUUUCCACCAUCCUUCUCUUCCUCCUCGCCGGCCUCGUCGCCGCCCACGGCGACGGCGACACCAUGAUCCGUCUCCCAAGCGACGGCGCCGAAGCACCACCACGCCCGCCCAAACCCUGGGACUGCUGCGACAACAUCGAGAUGUCCCCGCUCGAGAUCUUCCCGCCGCUGUACCGCUGCAACGACGAGGUGAAGCAGUGCUCCGCCGCCUGCAAGGAGUGCGUGGAGGCGCCCGGCGACUUCCCCCGCGGCGCCUUCGUGUGCCGCGACUGGUACUCGACGGUGGACCCGGGCCACAUGUGCACGGCGCCGGAUCAGCCGACGACGAAGAGGCCGUGGAAGUGCUGUGACAGCAUCGUGCAGCUGCCGCAGAGGAUCUUCCCGCCGUUCUGGCGCUGCGACGACGAGCUGGAGCCCGGCAAGUGCACCGCCGCGUGCAAGUCGUGCAGGGAGGCGCCGGGGCCGUUCCCGGGGCCGCUCAUCUGCGAGGACGUCUACUGGGGCGCCGACCCGGGCCCCUUGUGCACGCCGCGGCCAUGGGGGAAAUGCUGCGACAAGGCCUUCUGCAACAAGAUGAACCCGCCGACCUGCCGCUGCAUGGACGAGGUGAACAAGUGCGCCGCCGCGUGCAAGGAUUGCCAGCGUGUGGAGUCGUCAGAGCCGCCUCGCUACGUCUGCAAGGACCGCUUCACCGGCCAGCCCGGGCCCAUGUGCAAACCCCGAGCGGAGAACUAGCUAGCUACAGAUGAUCGAUGAUCGAUCUGUGUGUCCAUCAAUAAAACUCGCCCUAGCUUGCAGCUAGCUGAUCGUUCGUUCGAUCAUUCAGAGUUGGUAUAGCUAGAGGCUAGAGCUUAGCUCCAUCCAGAUUUUUCAGUGCUCUGCAGCUUUUGUGCAUCUUGCAUGCUUUGUUAGUUUGUGUGCUCCAUGUGUGUGGGUGUGUUUAAUUUGUCCCUGUUCGCUUGUGUGGACCAAGAGGGAAAAUAAAAUAUAUAUGCAACGCAAGCAUGCACCCAUGUUGAGUUGUCUCAAUAUCAUAAAUAAGAGAUAUGAGCGAGCGAUAUAUCUA